GGGACAAAAUAUAUAACCUAAUGGUAUUCUACAAAUUACGAAGUUUUUUUGAGUGUGAAACUAAUUAAAUUGCGAAAUGUUAAAGGCAAAAAUUACUCGAUUGUCUGUCAGCGAUGUUAGAUUCCCUACUUCGUUGGAGCAACAUGGUUCGGAUGCAAUGCACACAGACCCAGAUUACUCUGUUGCCUAUGUUGUAGUCGAAACAGACGGCGGAUUGAAGGGAUACGGUCUAACGUUUACUUUGGGAAAGGGCACAGAAAUCGUUGUCUGUGCUGUGGAGGCCCUCUCUGCGUUUGUAGUGGGGACAUGUCUGGAGGAGAUCGUCAGUGACUUCAGGGCCUUCUACAGGCUCCUUACCAGCGAUGGGCAGAUGAGAUGGAUCGGGCCAGAGAAGGGGGUCAUCCAGCUGGCCACCGCCGCCGUGCUCAACGCGGUCUGGGACCUUUGGGCUCGGGCAGAGGGGAAGCCACUUUGGAAGCUGCUAGUUGACAUGGAUGCCAAAAAACUCAUAUCGUGCAUCGACUUCAGAUAUAUCACUGACGCUCUCACAGAACAGGAGGCCUUGGAUAUACUGCUGAAAGGUCAAGAAGGGAGACGUCAAAGAGAGGAGCAGAUGCUGAAGGAGGGGUACCCAGCAUACACCACUUCCUGUGCCUGGAUAGGAUACUCAGACCAGCAGCUCAAAAAGCUUUGCACUGAGGCACUGAGAGAUGGAUGGACAAGGUUCAAAGUGAAGGUGGGGGAGGACCUUCAGGAUGACGUGCGGAGGUGCGCUCUCAUCAGGCAGAUAAUCGGACCCAGCAGCACUCUGAUGAUCGAUGCUAACCAGAGGUGGGAUGUGGGGGAGGCCGUAACCUGGGUGACCAGGCUGGCGGAGUUCAAGCCGCUGUGGAUCGAGGAGCCCACGUCCCCCGACGACAUCCUGGGCCACGCCACCAUCUCCAAGGCCCUGGCUCCUCUUGGCAUCGGAGUGGCCACUGGAGAACAGUGUCAUAACAGGGUGAUGUUCAAGCAGUUUCUCCAGGCCUCCGCUCUGCAGUUUGUCCAGAUUGACAGCUGCAGGCUGGGCAGCGUCAACGAGAACCUGGCCGUCCUGCUCAUGGCCUGCAAGUUCCAGGUGCCCGUAUGCCCCCAUGCAGGGGGUGUGGGUCUCUGUGAGCUGGUGCAGCACCUGAUACUCUUUGACUACAUCUGUGUGUCUGCAAGUCUCCACAACCGGAUGUGCGAGUACGUGGAUCAUCUCCAUGAGCACUUUAAAAGUCCAGUUGUGAUUCAGGAUGCCCACUACAUGCCACCUAAGGACCCAGGGUACUCCACAGAGAUGCUGGAGGAAUCGGUGAAGCGGUACCAGUAUCCCCAGGGGGAGGUGUGGCAGAGCCUCUGACCAAGAGCCCAGCCAUCCAGGACACUUCUCAGCACUUAAUUAAAAUGAGUGAUUCAGUGAUAGCCAGGAAUUCUGAUCGAGUGCAUUGAUAUGAAAAGGGCAAGUAAAGGGCAUUUGCUGCUGCUGCUGCUAUGUAGGUUGAAUUUUAGAUGGAACUUAAUUGCAGAAAGUUUUAAGUGAUGCUUCACAUUUUCAAACAAUGUUUUUCUAAGGUUUGAUCUAAGAAAGGUGAAGUGCUUGAUUUUCUUCUGUAGUAAUUGCACAAUAUUACACAAACAAAUUAACAAUUUACAAACAAUACUUAUAGUAAUAAACAUUUCUUCCUAGGUUUUACUUAUGGAUACCUAAAAAGCAAACAAAUGUGGCAUGUAUGCACACAGCCCAUUCAUAUUCCUGGAUAUGCUUAAACUGCCAUUUGCAUUUUAAUAGUGGGAUGAGGAUUGUAGUCGCAUAUUUCAAAAUCUUCAGCCCGGAAAUCAUCAAUGCUCUCCACAGUGCGUAGGAUCUUCAGCUUGGGAAAGGGCCGGGGCUCCCUCUGGAGCUGAAAGGAUAUUUGAAAUUAAAUGAAAGACCCGACACUGCACCACAACAGUGAUCUAGCACACUGCACCUCAACAUCAAUCUGACUCACUGCACCUAAUCAGCAUUCUAACACACUGCACCACAAUAUCAAUCUCGCACACUGCACCACAACAUCUGACACACUCACCAAGUUUAUUAUUAUUAUUUUGACAUUAUUUUGGACAAACUAUGUGAGCAAAACUUAAACUUAUACAAUAUAGAGGGGGAAAUUGCAAUCAUGGACCUGUGGUUUUGGCCUGCAAUGUUUACACUAAAAAUAUUUGCCCUCAU
Molecule: messenger RNA, 2236 nt
Organism: Anguilla anguilla (European eel)
Lineage: Eukaryota; Metazoa; Chordata; Actinopteri; Anguilliformes; Anguillidae
Gene: enosf1
Product: enolase superfamily member 1
Exons: 16
Coding region: 77-1384 (435 amino acids)
Biological process (GO): carbohydrate catabolic process; amino acid catabolic process
Molecular function (GO): magnesium ion binding; L-fuconate dehydratase activity
Source: RefSeq, a predicted model, not a curated record